AUGCUUUCGCACUCGCAUAUUCUCAAUCCAAUUGAUGCCGGCCUCCUGAUCAUCGUCGGCUCCGGCGCGAUCUCGGCACUUUUGAUCGCGCGUAUCUGCCCGAGCGUCUCUCCGCUAUCGGUACCCUAUCCGGAAACGGCUGCUCGAGAACUUCAGACCUGCAUGACGAGGGAUCCGGAACCUUCGGCGAAAGAAUUCGGUUCCUUUCACUUCCAAGCCACGCAGCUCGACGCCAUCGGUUUAGCGCUUCUGAACUCACCCGAAGGUCUGGCUGCUGAUAUCAAGGGACACUUAUCAACGGGGACAUCCGAGGAGAAUUUGGACCCCGUGAAUCACGAUUGGGGUCAUCAAAUAAAUGAUGUUCUGCCAAACGUCAUGAUCUUCUCCGUUUCGAGAUCGGCUUCGACCGGCACACGCUUCUGCAAAGAGAAUGUCCUCGCGGGAUCAGGUGUGAUUUUGGCAGCUCUGUUCGCGCGCGUCGACUUCGUCUCGGGUCCUCUAUCGCUUCCUGACACCGUCUAUUGGGGCCCAAUAAGAGUUCCCAGGGGCAGCACUCCACCGAAGGACGACGAAACCAUCCACGAAUUCACCGUCGAGUAUGGCGCUGAUCUGAUCGCGGGACUCCGGGAGCAAAUAAAGAACACACGGUGGGUGGAGCCGGUGGAAAACUCUGCUUAUCACUACGGAGUCAAUCUGGGAUCUUUCCGGGAUGUUAUGGAAUACUGGAGAACCGAGUUCGACUUCAACAAAUCACUCGCCGAGAUCAACGCCUAUCCGCAUUACAGGACCGAAAUAGAGGGCCUGAAAAUUCACUUUUUCCGGAGCACGGUGGAACCACGAUCGGCGGAUGUCGAAGUCGUACCGCUGAUGUUGAUCCAUGGCUGGCCCGGAUCAUUUGCAGAGUUCCUGAAAGUCGUUCCUCUAUUGAAGGAAGUGAAAGAUGGCAUUGCCUUCGACAUUGUGGUGCCUUCGCUUCCCGGAUACGGAUUCUCGGAGGCGCCGACUAAGAGCGGCGUCGACGUAGCGGUGGCAGCUCGAAUACUGAAGAAACUUAUGGCUCGUCUCGGGUACUCCCGGUAUUUCGUGCAGGGCGGCGACUGGGGUAGCUUCGUCACCGCAGCUAUGGGCACCCUCUAUCCAGAAGACGUGAGGGGAAUUCACCUGAACCUGCUUUUGUCGGUCCCGUCGUCCCUUAUGUCUAUCACGAAGUUCCUGCUUCUGAAAGCCUUCCCGGGACACUUCAGCGACGGCCCCAUGCCGCCUUGCAUGUCCGUCGACGUCAAGUCUCAGCUCCACGAAUCUGGUUAUUUCUACAUCCAGGCCACGAAACCGGAUACCCUUGGUCUUGCCCACCUCAAUUCUCCUGUUGGUCUAGCAGCCCACAUGAUGGAGAAAUUCUCAGCGGGAAUCGAUGAGAGGAACCGGGAUCUCAUAGACGGUGGUCUCGGCAGAAAAAUUCCCGUCGACCAUAUGCUUGCAAACGUCAUGGUAUACCACGCGUCACGAUCGGCCGUUUCAAGUCUACGGUUCUACAAAGAAAAUUUCCUGAGCCGAAACAUGCUCAGCUUGUUCAAAGUACCGAUCAAAGUUCCAACCGGAUACACCAUUUUCCCGGAUGAGAUAAGCUGUUUCCCUAGAUUCAUCGCGACUGAUCUGCUUCCCAAUCUGACAACACUUACUUAUCAAAGUAGUGGAGGACAUUUUGUAGCCAUGGAAGAACCGAAGGCUCUGGCAGAGGAUGUUAGGAAAUACGUACGGAAAGUGAUCGAUUUGUACCCUGAGCGGCGGUAG
This is a messenger RNA of Galendromus occidentalis (western predatory mite), 1791 nucleotides long. Its product is annotated as epoxide hydrolase 1. Gene Ontology annotation, biological process: epoxide metabolic process. The transcript has 11 exons. Bases 1 to 1791 code for a protein of 596 amino acids. Gene Ontology annotation, molecular function: epoxide hydrolase activity. The record is from RefSeq and is a predicted model, not a curated record. Lineage: Eukaryota; Metazoa; Arthropoda; Arachnida; Mesostigmata; Phytoseiidae.